AUGCGCGACAUUGCUGCCCGGUAUGUUUCUAAAGCAACUCAACAAUUGGGGCAACAUGAACAUCAUCAGCGGCCCAGCAGGCCAAGGGCCUGUAAAAGUGCGGCAUCUGGGAAAGUAAUUUCGAGUGCAUCGAGCAAAUCGGCUCCGAGAACGACUUUAUCAAGCAAUCGGGUAUCUGGAAAAGUAACUUCGACUGUAUCAACAAAAGCGGCUGCGGAAGAUAUCCCAUCGAAGCAGCAUUCGCAGAAGAAAUUAUCUGCGAGAAAUCCCGAAACGUCAACCACAACAAAAUCUAAGUCCUCUUCAUCCAACCAUCAAUCUAAAUCUCCCGCUUCCCGGCCAAAGAACCCCUUGUCAAGUAAACGAGUCCUCCACCAGUCAAGUAACACCGAUUCCAUGGACGAACAAGAAAGUGGUAUCGAGGACUGUGUCGAAUACGAGUCAGCCUCCGAAAGUAGCGAAUCCGUUUCAAGUGCACAGCCCGCUCUGGCCAACAAAUCUCGCGUCGCUGGCAAAUCUGCUGCACCCCCAAACCCUCCAGAGUCUGAUUGGCACUCCAAUCCAAAUGUACCAGGAAUAAGAAAGGUCGGCCCCGGAGGAUUGAAUCAAAAUCCCUCUUUGAAACAGAAACCAAAAGUUUCAUUUGAUUACUCGAACAUCGAACGGUCUCGUCAGAACAGCUCAAGCAACAAGACUUCGGCUGCUUCCAGAUCUCACACUAACUCGCGGACUCAUCCCUCUGAUAGCCAGAGUACCUCCCUCACCCCAAAUCCCGCAAAUCACUCCUCUCAUAGCCAACGCACCUUGCCUGCCGUAUAUCCCGGGACCUACCCCUUCGAUGGCCGGCGCAACUUUCCUAUCAAGAAUCCUGGGACAAACCAUUCUGAUGGCCGGCCUACCUCAACAAACAAUCGAAUAGUUCCCGAUUCCUUCAUCCGCUCAAGCGACCCAGGCCAUCAUUCUCACGAGGGAGCUACUUCUAACAGAGGAGUAACCCCUCCUCGCACUGGUUCUGGUCACAAUCAUUCUCACAAGAUAGCUGCUUUCAAUGAAGGAGCAAAUCAUCGAACACUCAACAGGGAUGAAUCCAAAUUUUCCAACCCCAUCGAUCAACUCAGCGCUAGUGAAUGUAUGGUUCUGUCCAACUUGCUGAACCAUCGACUAAAGACUUUCGAUCGGCAUGCCUCGAUUAAUCCGGCCGAAGACAUGCCUCGGGCAUUUUCUUCGAAACCUGCUCCAACUUAUUAUCCACCCAUGGAAUCAGACUCAGAACGGCUUUGGUUCACACUGUCUAGUCGUAUUGCCAAACAAGAAGAACAAAUAAUCCACACCCUCAUACCCCAUCGAGAUGCCGCCCCAUGGCUUCCUGUCACCGAUUAUCAAGCAACUCAGGAAGAAUUGGCAGCGGGAUAUCCAAAGGAUCCAUCAAUAAUAGCCCCGAAAUGGAUUACAUUAACCAAACAUCACCAGCCAGCGGCUCCAUCAGCCGAACUACCGCCUCUUUUGUCUCAUAAUGCAGGAAAUACAUUGCCUGCACCCCCUCUCAGUAACAUGUCCGAUAGCGAUAAGAUUCUUCAACUUUUGCAGCAGAUGACUGCAGUUCAACACCAGGCUUUCUCGUAUCUUGCCCGACCUCCUGAAAAACAAGCCGGUGCCUUGUCUUCGUCGACACAUUUGGUUCCCGCCCAGUCUGCUUCCUUCUCGCACCAUGUUGGAUCUCCUCAAAACCAAGCCGGCGCCUCAUCCUCGUCCGCACCCCCACAUCACACCCAGUUUGCUGCCACUGCCGUCCCUAAUUUAUCGAAAGUGUCACCCUCAGGAUUAAGCACACCCCUUAUGUUUUCCCCACUUGUCCUCAAUUACCCGAAUAGUUCUUCCGAAAGCACGAUUACGAACUUUCAACCUCCCGCUCCAGUUCAACAUGACAAUCAAUCCGUCAAUCCAACAGUAAAUGCGUUUACGUUUGUCCCCACCAACGCCACCGCUGGCACUUGUCCAGCGAUUCCUUCGAUUGCAGUGUUGCCUCCUCAAGCAAGCAGCGCAGUAGAUCUACAACAUUUGCCUAUGAGCUCUCGACCAAUCGCCUCCCCUAAACAGCUCAGACCGCAUCAGUCGGCUGAUGUCACUGGGUCUAACUACCAGGAUUCUAUCGAGAAUAAGCCAAAGCCGCCAAGUGAACCGAUCAUCAAGAAUCAAAAGAUGACUGUACUCCCCGAAAGUCUUGACAAUCCCGAUCUGUCCACUCAACCUGAUACGCGAAGAUCAAAUGCCCAGAAACAAAGCCCGCCCGAACUUUCUGAAAGCCCAAACAACCCUGGUCUGUCCAUCAGACAUGAUGCAGCACAUUCUACUACCAAAAUAUACCCUCAGGUUGCGCUCAACUCUCAAGCUUCCGAAUAUACUGCUGGCCAACAAUCCGACGAAAUGGGUUUAACAAACGAUGCACCACCAAUCCCAUCACAAAAAACGGAGCCUCCAAAGCCUAGCGCACCAACAACAGCCACUGGGGCAAACAACCCGCCAAAGAUCUCGCCAGCAGAAACUGGACCUCUAAAACCAAGCACACUCGCAACAAUACCCUCCGGAAGCAACGAUGCACCUGAACUUCCCACAGAAACUCAUGCCAGUGUCAUGCUAGGACUUUCUGCAGCCAUGGCCGAUUUUGUGGUAGAAGGUAAGAAGUUCAAGGAGGAAUUACCGAAAUCCAAUUGA
Molecule: messenger RNA, 2712 nt
Organism: Puccinia graminis f. sp. tritici CRL 75-36-700-3
Lineage: Eukaryota; Fungi; Basidiomycota; Pucciniomycetes; Pucciniales; Pucciniaceae
Exons: 9
Coding region: 1-2712 (903 amino acids)
Source: RefSeq, a predicted model, not a curated record